AGCUUGACGUGUAAAACUCUGAGGACUGAGCUCAAACACUGGAACUGUGGAUCAUCAUCAUCGUCGUCGUCAUCAUCAUCAUCGUCGUCGUCAGCUUCCUGUCUCUGUUCUCUGAUUGGCUGAGAUGAACACCUGUGACUCAGCGGUGGGCGGAGCCUGUGGAGAGGAUGCAUUGGCCCUGCAGGUGUUUCCAGAGUCUGUGGAGUGUUUUCCAAAACUCUCCAGGUGUCUGCCGUCCAUUGUGGUGGAGCCCACAGACGGAGGGGAGGUGGAAAGUGGAGAGCUUCGCUGGCCUCCUGAUGAUGUCAGCAGUGAUGUCACUGAGGAACAUGCCCAGGUGACAGGUGCUGGUGUACCUGCGGAGGAGGUGAAGCAGGAGCAGCAGGAGACGGGCGGAGUUUAAAACCUCCAGCUGACACAACUCCUCCAUGCUCAGCCAAUCAGCAUGAAGAUCUCUGUAAUGAAGAUGGGGGAGGGGCAGCACACCUGUACCUCUAGGCCAGGGGGCGGAGUCAGGUCAGGUGAAACUGAACUGACCAAAGAGGAGAAAUGAAACAGAGGAGUUCAGGUGUCUGAAGGUGGACCGCUCCAAAAGGACUGUGGGAAACCAACGACCGCCACCUGAAGCCACGACCGACACCUACCGCUCAGGAUGAGUGCGUAAGCUCAGGCUCUUCUGAUUGGCUGUUGGUCACAGCUUUGUGACGUUUGAGUG
This is a messenger RNA of Toxotes jaculatrix (banded archerfish), 715 nucleotides long. RefSeq names its product protein LBH-like. Lineage: Eukaryota; Metazoa; Chordata; Actinopteri; Toxotidae. The record is from RefSeq and is a predicted model, not a curated record. The coding region runs from base 125 to 403 and encodes 92 amino acids. The transcript has 4 exons.